AUGCAUUGUUAGCUGAUUUACAGAAUCAGACUCAGUUGAACUUAUCGUCGGCUGUCUGUCCAACAUCUCCUACUGGUGGUAAUAGCUAUGCAGCAGUGAUGUCACAUGCUCCGCGGCCUUCUACAGCGACUGUUACUACAACAGUUACUACUGAAAGAUAUGAAUAUCGAAACGGAGAACCUGAUAAUCAGCCCAUAUAUCAAAAUCAACAUGCAGUCCACAGUGCUUUAAAUGAAAAACCAACAGGCAAGCCAGACUUUGCUAGCAACUUGUCUGAAUUAGACAGUCUUUUAGAAGAUCUGAAUUCUGCCCGUUACGCAAAUUAUCCUGGAAAAAAAGGUUAUCAAUCACCAGGAUAUAACAUUUAUAGUAAUGAAGUUACUACUACGACAUCAACUAAUGGUUUUUCUGAGCCUGCUCGCCCAACUGUUGAUAGUCUUUUAGAUGAAUUGCAAAGCUCAUUGCCUGAUGCCCCAAAACUUUCUAAUGUGAAAUACAAGGAAACAGUUCAGGCUCCUGUCAUCAAUUCAGUCAGCUCUUUUCCUCCAAAUCCACAGACAAUAGAGUCUGCUGCUCCUGCUGCAUCAUCUGCCACUAAAGAACUAGAUGAUUUAAUGGCAUCUCUUUCAGAUUUUAAAUGUUCACAACCUAGCAAACCGUCUGAAGCACAAUACGCAAAGCCUAAUAAGGUGUCCAGGUCACCAACUGGCCCAGGCAAAGGUGUUGAUCAGUUGGAUUCUAUGCUUGGUACAUUGCAAUCAGACAUGAGCAAACAAGGUGUCAACACAAGUCCUAAAGGUCAUUGCACGGCUUGCAAUAAGCCUAUUGUAGGCCAGGUUGUUACAGCACUUGGUAAAACAUGGCAUAAAGAGCACUUUGUAUGUGGUCAUUGUCAACAAGAAUUAGGAACCAAGAACUUUUUUGAAAGAGAUGGUGUUCCCUAUUGUGAAACAGAUUACCACAACAUUUUUUCACCCAAAUGUGCUUAUUGUAAUGCUGCUAUAUUAGGAAAAUGCAUCACUGCUCUGGAGAAGACUUGGCACCCGGAGCAUUUCUUCUGCACCCAGUGUGGCAAACAAUUUGGAGAAGAAGGUUUUCAUGAAAAGGAUGGUAAACCUUACUGCCGGGAUGACUUCCUCGAGAUGUUUGCAUUGAAGUGUGCUGGUUGCAAUCGUCCUAUUACAGAAAAUUACAUCUCUGCUAUGAAUAGUCAAUGGCAUCCUAACUGUUUUGCUUGCCGGGACUGUCGUCAACCCUUUAAUGGAGGAAGUUUCUUUGAGCAUGAAGGUUUACCUUACUGUGAAUUGCACUAUCAUGCAAAACGUGGUUCUCUCUGUGCUGGCUGCCAUAAACCCAUUAGCGGUCGGUGUGUUACAGCUAUGUCUCGUAAAUUUCACCCAGAACAUUUUGUGUGCUCUUUCUGUUUAAAGCAACUCAACAAGGGAACCUUCAAGGAGCAGAAUGAUAAGCCAUACUGCCACCCUUGUUUUGAGAAACUCUUUGCUUAAAAUAUAAACUGUUUUAUAUUUUCUAUUUUCUUUCUGCCAGCCCUUUUUUUUUUCGUCUUCAAACAUAUAAACUGUUAUUGAGUUUUAUCUUCUUCCUCUACGUGAAAUAUAUGCUACUUUUUAGUUCUGCCCAAGUUUAUUCAAGGUUGUGUCAUUUAUUUAUGUGUCUGUAUGUAUUUGGGCGGUUCAUGUGUCUGCAUUGAAUUAACUUUAUUUUUUAUGUGGCAUAAACAAAUCAACAAUGCUUCUAGAUGAUAUGACAAUGAAUAAGCAGUUAAUUUAUUUUUUGUUUCGGAAUUUUUUUUAAAAAAAGUAAUAAUGUUUUUCUAAUAUUCAACGAAGGAAAAACUUUUCCAUAUCAUGAUGUAUGUAAUUUAUUGCAAAAAUCAAGAAGGGGCUUUGUGCAUUAUAAAAGCUUUUGAAUUGUUUAUUACUAACUUUUUUUUUAGUAUAAUAAAAGGAAAUUUUAGUUAUAUUUAUUCUACAUGGUAUAUAUAUAUAUGUAAUUUCGAUUGCAUAUUACUACUUCCUACACACAAAAUAAUUUCAGCUUUUAGGAAUUUUAAGUUGUGUAAAUUUGAGAAUACUCUGCUGGUAAGCUUAGUACAAAAUGUAUAAAUUUUUAAAUUAAUCAUUGGAUUUUAUUAUCCUUUGGUUGUAAUGAAAUGUGCUGUAUAUAUUAGACUGUUGCUGUACCUGUAUUUGUACCGGAUAUUUCUAGUGUGCACACAAAAAUAUUCACUGUUUUUUUAUUACGGAUGCAACUGUAGUACAUAGAAGUGCAGGGGAUAGCACUUAAUUUUAAAUUUUAGAAUUUACUAUAAAUAUAUCACCAUGCGCUGUUAUGUUUCUAAAAAUCAUGUUUUACGUAAUUUUGACAGUCAGUAGUUUGAUGAGUAAGUCUGUUUCAUUAAAUAAUUUCAAUUAUCAUUUUAUUUUAUAUGAAAUUUUGUUUUUUUUUAUCCCUUCAAUAAUUUACUACUUUGACUGUCCCCUUGAAAAAUAUUUAUUUUGUCCGUUAAAUAUUAUUUUUAUUAUACCUGCUGUAAAAGCAAUAUUUAGAGUUGUAAGUUGAAAUAAAUACUGAAAUUGGGUGAAACUUCCCUUUUUUUUCUUCUUUGUAAUUUUAACUUUUAUGUAAACAUAACUUUUAUAUAAAGAUAAUCCUAAGGACAAUUAAUUAUUCUAUACUUGAUGAUGUGUUGCUUAAAAGUAAACAAUUUUUAAUUGUUGAUUUCUAAAGCUUACUUUUAUGUUAUCAUUUAUGGCAAAAUUUGCAGGGAAAAAUAAUUAUCAUAAUAAAUUAUUUUAAGCAAAUUAUUAAUAAAAUAAUAGUUUAAGAAGAAGACAUUUAAAUAUUUUGUCACAAUUCUCUUAUUUGAUUGAUAAGGAUUUUAGGUGCCACUCCUUCAAAGUAGAAAUGUUGUAUAUAAUUACAAUUAAAAUAUGAUGAAAACUAUUUUUGUUCUAAGGCAUAUUAUAAAGACUAAUUGUUAUAAACUGUAAUUAAGAAAUAUAUUACUUUUCAUUAUUCCUAAAUUUAUAAGGUUUUUAUUUUAUUAUGAAUGUUUUUUUUUCUUCGUUAUUUGUUACUUAUUAGUCUUCUAUUAUUUCAUCUUAUUCAGUUUAAAAAUGUGCCAAUUGUUAAUUCGCUUAUUGAUAUUUUAUUAUUCACAUUGAAGAAUCAAAAUAAUUUCUAAUGUUAUUAUAAAUUUAGCUUAUUAUGUACUUUUAAAUACCACACUGGCUGUUAGUUGAAUAUUAUUUUCUUUUUUUAUGACAUUAUACCUAUAAUGCUGACGACAUUUUGCUUAAAUUAUGAUUGUUAAACUUGUUGAUCUCUUAAAAAUAAUGUACUUUAACAAUAAAAGCAUUUCAUGUUUUUA
Parasteatoda tepidariorum (common house spider) is the source of this 3394-nucleotide messenger RNA. The record is from RefSeq and is a predicted model, not a curated record. Lineage: Eukaryota; Metazoa; Arthropoda; Arachnida; Araneae; Theridiidae.